Messenger RNA from Talaromyces amestolkiae, 2754 nucleotides. RefSeq lists its product as uncharacterized. The coding region runs from base 1 to 2754 and encodes 917 amino acids. The transcript is spliced from 2 exons. Lineage: Eukaryota; Fungi; Ascomycota; Eurotiomycetes; Eurotiales; Trichocomaceae. The record is from RefSeq and is a predicted model, not a curated record.
AUGUCUGCUCCGUCAGCUCCGGUGAUACCGCCCCGUCCGGCCAGGUCUCCCCGCCCUCUAGGCGCCGAUAUUCCUUCAAUACCUCCUCGUCCGAUUAAUCGCCGCCUGGAUCGCUCCGUAUCUCCAGGCAGAGACAGCUAUGCACCGUCACCACUGAACGGUCCUCCGGGACUCUCGCGCACAACGUCGAACGACCUCCCAGCUCGCCCUCCUAGCGUGACCAUUCCAUCUCUUGGCGAGGAGGGUAUUGAAUAUGAGGAGCUGAGCAGCGAACCCGCCGAGACCAGAAACGUAGGCAGUGAUUUGAAGCUACAUGCCCCCAAGCCAUCUUUGCCCACUUCGAGUGCAAAGGCCAGAGUACAAGCCGUUACUCGUACCGAUUCGGAUCAAGCUGCUGCUGCUGGUUUUGGCAAGUCUUCUUCACCAGCUUUGGAAGAACACGAUCAGCGCAGUCGGUCCAUACACUCAAAACCCAGUGGUUCGCGUGCCGAGUCCACUGCAUCGAGCACUCGCCGUCAAUCCAUGCAGUUUGAAGAAGAGCAUGGAAUUCCCGAGAUCGGUCAGCGUGUGCCCAUGCUUGCCUAUGCCGGUGACGUGCAAGCUCCUUCCCCCGCACCUCCCCGAAGCGGAUCAGCCUCCGGUCAACGUGUCAGCCGCCAUCAUCACCGCACUCGUAGUGGUCGCGACGUCUUCCUCCCACCUGGCAGCUACGGUCUUCAUGGCCAUGGUGUUCACGCCGCCGACAGAUUUGAGAAGGCCUGGUAUGACAAGCACCCUGACGAGCUAGCUCGUGAAGAGCAGGGUCAGUACGGUCCAGCUAUUGCUGAGCGAUCUGCCUGGGCACUCAGCAGUGACGAUCUCAACCGCUUGGUCAAAAGUUCUGAUGCUGAUACCAGUGUUGGCACAUCGCCCGCUUUCGCUGGAACUCCCGCCGAAGAGGUGGGCUACAUCGCAACUGAUGAGCUCACUCGUCAAGAUACUCAACCUGCCGUGGAGUCUCCUCUUCGCCAUUCUACAUUUGCAACCUCCGAAUUGACACGAACCAAGAGCGCAAUGUCAACUGCAAGCAGUGAUGGUGGCCGAGUUAUCCAUGUCGAUGAGCCAUACCAUUCUUUACAUCACCCUGAUGGUUUCGCCCGUACACCAGAGCCACCAUCAGUCCAAUAUUAUGAUGAGGCCGUCGAGGAUGACGAGCCUAUUCUUGCAGCCGACGAGUCUCGCCCAGGCUCCGCUUACCUCCAUCCUGCUGUAUCCCCCAGACGAGCAAGCACAGACUACCAUGACCUCGAACGAGUACGAAGCCGAACUCCCAGUGCUCCAAACAGUCGUCCAACAAGUCUGCACGGUGCUCCUGCUGGUCUUACCCGCUGGAGUUCUCGUGGUGAAGAACACGAUGAUGUACACACACCUCUAGAAGAUGUGGAAGAGUAUGAACCGCUAUUUCCAGAAGACGAGAAAUCGAGUAAACCUUUGUCGGCGGCAGAGCGUUUCCAGAAGCGUACCGAACUUUUGAAACACCGUUUCCCCAGUCAAGAUAUUUGGGAGGAUACCCCGGAUAGUCUUCAAUUACAUGCCAGCGUGUCCACUCCAGACUUACCCGAAGACCUAUCCAAAACCAAGUUCGAAACCCCAGAAGCAGAAGCACAACGCAAACGUGAAGCAGACCAGAUUGAUUCGCACAAGGUCGCCUCUCAUAUAUUACACGGCCAAGGCACCCAAGGUCGCCAAGCGAGACCCGACACCGUGAAGCACCGGUUCCCGAGUCGAGAUAUCUGGGAAGAUGCGCCGGAAAGUCACCAACUUAUGACAACGAUCGAACCUUCCGAAACAGAUACAACGAGCCCUGACAAGGCCAAAGCACCGGGUAUUCCGUCUCGACCGAGCGUUCCUCCUCGGCCUGCCAAGGUUGUAAAGCCGUUUGAUGGCUCCACGGAUGAGAAGAAAGCGCCCGUUAUUCCAGAUCGUCCUAAGCCUCAAAUUCCUAUUCGCCCUUCUAAGCCAGUUUCUGGUGAUGCCGCAGCGCCUCCAGUCAACAGAAACAAACCCGUAAUUCCUGCGCGACCCAACGCCGGCAAGAUUGCCGGUGUUAAAGCAAACUUCUUAUCCGAUUUGAAUUCUCGACUCCAAUUGGGACCUCAAGCACCCAAGCCCGCGCCUGAGAAGAAGGAAGAGGAGGUUCCAGAGGAGAAAGCACCACUUGCUGAUGCUCGCAAGGGUCGUGCCCGUGGUCCAGCCAGGAGAAAGCCAGCUGCCAGUUCAUCAUCAGAAAAAAGACUGCCAUCUAUUCCAGAAAUUCGUAUUAUGGAUGCUUGGAAUGUUUGGGAACUUGGCGUUGAUGGAAACUUGACAGUCGGGUUGUCCGAGAAGAAGGAACCUAUUGUCGAAAUCAAGCCUCAAGCUUCAGACGCCGACACCGAGUCGGAUCAAACGGCCAUGGCUCCUCCUAUUGCGAAGAACAUGGCUGGUGAAGACGCAGAUCCGGUUGUCGUCUCGCCAGAAAAGAGCGUCGAGCCAGAACCCGAAAUCCACGAGCCCGCAAAGACUGAAACUGUGGAGCACCACGAGGACGCCCAAACGAGCGAGCACGUGUCACCGAAGCAUUCCGUCGACCAACCAUCAGAAUCAAUAGACACGCAAGUCAUGUCGAUAGAUCCCGAGCCAACGACUGAUCAGAUUAUCGAGCAAUUGGCCGCUACGGCCGACGGCAAGCACAAAUCUGACGGAUCAAUCGACGCCGAAGAAACGGUUGCUUAA